Corticium candelabrum is the source of this 4410-nucleotide messenger RNA. Its product is annotated as SAM and SH3 domain-containing protein 1-like. The record is from RefSeq and is a predicted model, not a curated record. The transcript has 22 exons. Gene Ontology annotation, molecular function: protein binding. Lineage: Eukaryota; Metazoa; Porifera; Homoscleromorpha; Homosclerophorida; Plakinidae. Bases 1 to 4203 code for a protein of 1400 amino acids.
AUGGCUCGCGCAGUAGCGGAUUGGUUGUCAAGUUUGUCACUUUCUCAGUACACGGAAGCGUUCAUCGAGAAUGGAUACGAUGACAUGACAAUGUGUCAAGCUCUCAACGAGGACGACAUCGAUGCGAUUGGCGUUGAGUCAGUGCAUGACAGGCAGUCCAUCUUGGCAGCGAGUCUGAAGCUGCAGGAGGAUGCUGCGUCGCGCGCCGUCUAUUACGAACUGCAGCCGGAGACGGACGAGGUAAGGAGCGAGAAGCCUGCGUCCAUGUAUAUGCAGUUAGAGGCGGAGCAGACAGUCAAGAUACCUAAAAUGAAACUCAAAAUUAUGAUUCGAGACGAGUUGAGAACGGACGACGUCGAUUUGGCAGAGGAACCGUAUUCGAACCCGGAUGGCACUCCUGGCGAGUCACUGAAUGAUUUAGUGGAGGUGUAUGCACUACAGUUCAGCACAUAUAUAGAAGAUGUCGAGUCGUGUGUAGAAACUCUAAGAAAAAGCAUCAUUUCAUCUCGAUUAUCAAUGAGCAGUCAAACUAGCCAACCUACCAGCCAACCUACUAGCCCUGUACAAAAGGGACAGCCGCAGAGACCUCAACCACCUUCAAAACCAGUGAGGAAACUUGCUGAUUCUACUGUGGAGACUGGGUCAAGGAAACCGCCUCCCAGACCAUCAUCCGCUUCAUCUGUUGGAUCGGAGUUGAAUAAUGACAAAGUCAAAAAGGCACCUCCUAAGCCACGACGUGCUCUACUUUCAGAGAAUCCAGGGGAUUAUAUUAAUUUUGAUGAAAUAGAAUCGUUACCGCCACCUGUAUCAGAACGAAGGAAAUCUCAAUCAGAGAAAGGUGACGAGCCAGAAGCUGCUCCUCGUAACACUGCAACUAAAGAAGGAGGUACUAGAGUGGCUCCACAGAGACCAAAAGCAAAACGGUUCUUUCGAAAACGUUCCCAGGAUGCUGAACAUACGAAUGACAAAGAAGACAGUGAAAAGACGAUAAAGACGGCAGAAGAUGACAUGGUCAUUGACGAGAGUAAUGAGUCAAUUGAAGCUGCUCAAGAAGAAAUGGCAGACGUGUCACGAGGAGACUCCAAACUAAGCGGUGUGAAGCAGUCUGUAUCCAGGGGUUUUCAAGAACUAAAGGUGAGACUUCGCAAGUUUAAAUCAACAGCUUCAGGAUCAUCCGCAUCCGAAUCGGCAUCUUCGUCACCUGCUGUAUCACCUCCACCAGCAAAUGUAGUUCCGGUUACGGACAUUGGUGGAUUUGUAGCUAAAGACAUUACAAUGAGCGAUGAUGAGAGGUUGAAACUUAUGACAAUGGUGAAGGAAGGGAAAUGCAGUAUUGACGAAGCAUUGUCUCAAAUACAACAGUAUGAGGAGGAGAGGCAGAUGAAGGCAGACGAAGACAAAGAGCCCGUGAUAAGGGAGGCAGUGGUAGAAGAGGAGGAUGACUUGCCAGUAGAAAAGACACAAGAACAAAAGAUGGUACCACCACCUAAACCAACUAGAUUGACAACAUCUGCUCAACUUCCACAAGAGGAGGAAGUUGGAGUGACAAAGGAGGAAGAGGUGAAGUCGCCUCCUCAACCUCCUACUCGACCUGUAGCUCCUCCGAGACGUAGCAGGCCUGUAACAAUGUCAAAUAGUGAAGCUGAAUCACAGGGACAAGUGACUGUAAAUGAAGCAAAAGGAAAACAAGAUGAUAACGAAAUAGAAGAAGAUCGAACGGCAGAAGCAAAGUCUGUCAAGUCAAAACUGAAGGACAUGAAAUCACGGUUAAGUGGACUCAUGCACGGGAAGAAAGCGUCACCACAUGCAAUUGUUGCAGAAAAGACAAUUGACGAGAAUGAAGAAGAACAUGACACACCAACUGUUGAUGCAAAAGCAAAUCAAGGUGCCGAUGGAGAGGAAGUAGGAGGAAAGUCGGCCAAAAAGGGAUUCUUUAAAAGUGUAGCUCGAAUUGGGAAAAAAGACAAGAGCAAGAAAGAGCAAACGGUUGAUAACUUGAUUGUUUUGGAAGAAGAUACAACUAUUGAUGAAACUACUGAUGAGCCAAGUGAGCAGACAGUAGUUAAAGGCAUCGACCCAGUGAUACAUGAGGUUGCUGCCGAAGACAAAUCUAAACGUUCUUCGACCUUUAUUGGUGGUUCUUUGAACAAACUAAAGGAAAAAUUUAAGAAAAAACAUCAGCAAGAGCCAAAGAUUGCAAUCUCUGAAGCCAAAGCUUGUGAAAAUGAGGGUUCUGCAUCAAAUGGAGCUCGGGUUUUGUUGAAUGCUGCCGUGUCAAGAGAAAGCAUCAGUAGUCAAGCCAGCGGAGGCAGUUAUGAGUCAUCCACUUCUACAUCAGAAUCUCCCGGUAUCUAUAGGGGACCUGUCGUUGGAAGAGCAAGGGUGUUACAGAAUUUUGUUCCAAGUGCAUAUGAUACCGAGUCACUCACGUUGAAGGUGGGAGACUUCAUCAAUGUGAUCCACACAUCUGAGGAUGGAUUGUGGACUGGUGAACUGAAUGGCAGGGUUGGCCAGUUUAAAUUCAUUUAUGUUGAAAUGCUGAAGGACGAGCCAGAUGCUUUGGCUGACAUGUCGUGUGCAUCGCCUAGUACUCAGCGAAAGACCAUACAAGAACUGCCAUCUACUGUUAAUGAAUUUCUAGUCAAACUUGGGUUACAAGAUCGGCAAGAGCAGUUUGUGCUAAAUGGCUAUGACAAUAUGGACGUUAUUAAGAAGAUUGAUAGAGUAGUUCUUGAUGAGCUUGGCAUAACUGAAGCUCAACAAAGAAAAGCCAUUUUAACAUUAGUAAAGCAGUUGAACGAUGCAAGUUCAAUAGAUACUACUGCUUCUCAUAAAAAGCUUGCACCAGUGCCUCCAGGUGCAAGGAGAAGUCCAGCUCCUGCUCCUCCUAUAUUCAAGCGUCCUACUUCGCUAUCUAGAUUGGCAUCAGAAACUGAAGCAUCAAUAUGUGACGAGGUCAAGGCCAAGAAACAGGCACCUCGUCCUCCAGCAAACAAACCAGUGAGCCAACGAAGUGGUGAAGCGGUAGCUUCUCCCACUGCUAGCAGGAAAACUCCUCUAAAGCCGGAGUCUAUUCAACCAAAACCUGGAGAUGGUGAAGCAGCCGUCAAGUUAUCUCCGCGGCCAUCAGUUAGACGACUCGCUCCUCAUGCACCAGGCACAAAAGGGAGUGUUUCUGACGAUGGUAGCAAACAAGUUCCUGCUUCUAGUCAUGUUCAACAUCAACCACAUGCUGGCAACAAUACAGUAAGACCUUUGCCGAGAAAGCGUGUUGGCACAUCAGCUGAGAGUCCAUUGAGGGUGUCCAGAGUUGUAGAUCCCAAGCCACAACCGAGGCUCAGGAGUGCAACAGUGUCUGCAAAACCGGUUGCAACACAACGGGCAAUACCCGCGUGUGAAGAAAAACAACCAAGCUCUAAUAAUGCACGCUCAGAACCCGAGGUAGCUAACCCAGCACCACCACGACAGAAGCCGGUCAAACCAAGCCCUUUCGCUGGCACCAAACCAGUAGUGCGACCUGUAGCUGUUGCUGUGCUGCAGGAAACAGGUACAGGUAAGCCAGCAUUGACACCUGCAGCUAAACCAACACCACCUACCAAACGUGUACUGCCUACUCAAGCCAAACAUUCUGCUGUACCCCCUAAGCCCAUCCAAACAACACAAACAACUCCACGUGUUUCAAAUGGUGUACCAGCGAGUGAUCCUUCAAGACCUGUAGCUCCAGCAAGAAGACACAGAAAGCCAAUCACCUCUCCUAUUAAUCCUAGUAUUGUAAAGAAACUUGUAGUAGAUCGGAUCGAUUUAACAGAAGCACCGUAUUCUGCAGAGGAUGGUGCUUGUGGUAUUCCUGUUGGCUUGAUCCAUCGGUAUGCAGAAGAAUUAAGACUCUCACCGAAAGAUGUUGCUACAAAUCUUGAAAACAUGCGAUCAAAUGAACUAAAGGAAGCAGGGAGGGAAGUGGUUGCCAUGGAUUCAAGUAUUUCAGAGACAGAUUGGACUGAUAGCGUAAACACGGUAUCUGUCGAGUCCUUUCUACUGUCUGUUGGACUUCCAUUCCUUAUCGAUUGCCUCUCGAGUGAACUAACCGACAUGAAGAAAAUGAUUGAUGUCAGUGAUGAAAAAUUACUAGAAUUAGGGGUGAGGGAUCCAAGGCACUUGAAGCGAAUAAACAGAGCCAUAGCUGUUGUAAAGGAAAAAACCUAGUGCCUGUUGUUGUUUUGUGAUACAAUACAAGUUAGAGCAUUUUGUGUAUUUCUAACUGCCCUUUCAUUUGAUGUUUUGGGGUUUUGUAAUUUUUAUGAACUCAGUUUCACGCAUAGAGAUGUUAGUUAACAUGUAAUGAUGGCUAGUGCUUUGUUGCUACUAAUGCGAUAUAUCGAGGAGAAAUUAUAUCGUUAAACAUUGCAAUCA